Molecule: messenger RNA, 7548 nt
Organism: Acipenser ruthenus (sterlet)
Lineage: Eukaryota; Metazoa; Chordata; Actinopteri; Acipenseriformes; Acipenseridae
Gene: ascc3
Product: activating signal cointegrator 1 complex subunit 3
Exons: 42
Coding region: 131-6745 (2204 amino acids)
Molecular function (GO): ATP binding; nucleic acid binding; ATP hydrolysis activity
Source: RefSeq, a predicted model, not a curated record
CUCACGGGUAAGCGCGCAGCCUCAGAGACUACAUCUAGACGUGUAAGUUUUCAGAGAGCAUCUCGUGGACUGACUAUUUUACAAGUUGUGUAUAAAUUCGUUUUACAUCCUAUGGAUCAUUGAGGGGUAGAUGGCUCAACCACGUCUUACAAUAGCGCUACGCUCCUUUUCAAAUGUCAGCAGGAAAGAUGAUUACACAGAGGAACCCUGUGAUUUAAAGUCUAAACGGUUAAAGAGACAAGAAGAGUUUUCCAAGGCUGGCCUUACGUGGAAGAAGAUUGUCCAAUUUGUCAAUGAACAUCUAGACAAGAAGGAACAGCCGGCUGCGAAUGAAGACUUGCACGCUGUAUUAAAGGCAGCAAGACAGAUUGUUGGGGCAGAGUUUGGGCAGGAUAUGAUUGAAAGUGCAGCGGUUUUUCUCUUCACAACGUUUUACGCCAAGGACCAACUUGGUCAGGAAGAGACUAGAACCAUCAAGCAGAUGUUUGGACCUUUUCCAUCGUCCUCCGCCAGUGCUGCUUGCAAUGCAGUGAACAGGGUUACAUCUGUCUUUGAUGAAACACAGCUAGAAACCUUUAUAAAGACUCACAGUGCUAACUGUUUAAAGGAUCAAGUACCUUUUGGCAAAAAUAUUACAUUCUCCUUUGACUUGUAUGCCUUAGACCAUUUAGAGGAUUUGCCAUUAAAUAUUGAUGAUGAAAAAGGGUCUAAGGAAUUCAGUUUAGACUAUGAUAAAUUUGUGAACAAUCAGCAGGAACACCUGAGAAAUGGAUCCUUUGACAAAGAUUGUCCCAGAUCCUCUGGGAACACGGAUGGUUCCCUUCUAAGGAGAGAGGUUGAGAAGUAUUUGUUGGAGGGAACAUUAGGAUCCACCACGGCUGAAGAUCUAUGUACAACCCUGUUUGAGAGUCUGGCGUCUACCAAGAGUGACGAUGAACUCCAAAAUGAGCUAUUUGAGCUGCUUGGUCCAGAAGGGUUUGAACUAAUAGAGAAGCUGCUGCAGCAGAGAUCCAGUAUUGUGGAAUCAUCUCUGGCCACAGUGCCAGACUUGAAGUUGAACUAUCUUCAAGAUGCAUCUCGAAAAGCAUCAGGAGAGAGCAGCGUACCUAUUUAUGGCUGUCAAGUCACAAUUCAAUCUGAACAAGAAAAGCAGCUAAUGAAACAGUUUCGUCGUGAAGAGAAACGCAUUGCUAAAAGGGAAAAACGGUGGGACGAUUCUGAAGGAGACACACCAAUGCACUUUGACCCCAAAGAACUUCGAAUUCAAAGGGAGCAUGCACUGCUAACUGCCCAAAAGUCUCCGGUCUUGGGCAGACAAAAAACCUAUGAGAAAAUCCACUACCCCAAUGUUUACGACUGCUGUGCAGAAGCCAUGAAAACGUCUGCGUUUAUCGGCGGUUCAAAGCUGCUUUUACCAGAAGGGAUUAAGAGAGAAAACACCAAAAUGUAUGAAGAAGUGACUAUUCCCCCGAAUGAGCCGAUGCCAGUUGGCUUUGAAGAGAAACCAGUUUACAUCACUGACUUGGAUGAGAUUGGACAGCUGGUUUUCAAAGGGAUGAAACGACUGAACCGAAUCCAGUCUAUAGUGUUUGAGACAGCCUACAACACGAAUGAGAACAUGCUCAUCUGUGCACCCACUGGAGCUGGGAAAACUAACAUUGCCAUGCUAACUGUUGUGCAUGAAAUACGGCAGCAUAUUCAACAAGGAGUUAUCAAAAAGGAUGAGUUUAAGAUUGUGUACGUUGCCCCUAUGAAGGCCUUGGCUGCUGAGAUGACAAAUUACUUCAGCAAGCGUCUGGAGCCACUGGGUAUUACUGUGAAGGAGCUGACCGGUGACAUGCAGCUGACUAAAGGUGAAAUCCUGCGGACACAGAUGCUGGUUACAACUCCAGAGAAAUGGGAUGUGGUCACCAGAAAGAGUGUUGGGGAUGUAGCUCUGUCUCAAAUUGUGAGACUGAUAAUCUUGGAUGAGGUGCAUCUCCUACAUGAAGACAGAGGACCAGUGCUGGAGAGUUUAGUAGCAAGAACCCUUCGGCAGGUUGAGUCGACCCAAAGUAUGAUCCGAAUAUUAGGUCUGUCUGCAACACUUCCAAACUACCUUGAUGUGGCUACAUUCCUUCAUGUGAAUCCCUAUAUUGGACUCUUCUACUUUGAUAGCAGAUUUCGACCAGUUCCUUUGGGCCAGACCUUUGUCGGAAUAAAGACAACAAACAAGAUUCAGCAACUACGUGACAUGGAGGAAGUUUGUUAUGACAAUGUUGUGGAACAAAUUAGAGCUGGGCAUCAGGUGAUGGUGUUUGUUCAUGCCAGAAACUCCACAGUGCGGACUGCAAUGGCCCUUAUAGAAAUUGCCAAAAACCGAGGAGAAUCUUCUUUCUUCUUUGCUGACCAAGGAGCUGAGUAUGGCCACUUAGAGAAGCAGGUUCAGAAAUCUCGCAAUAAGCAGUUGCGGGAGAUUUUCCCGGAUGGUUUCGGUAUUCAUCAUGCAGGAAUGCUAAGGCAGGACAGAACCCUGGUGGAGAACCUGUUUUCUCGCGGAUACAUUAAAGUUCUGGUCUGCACAGCAACCCUGGCCUGGGGCGUCAACCUCCCAGCACACGCUGUUAUCAUCAAGGGCACACAGAUCUAUGAUGCCAAGAGAGGAACAUUGGUUGAUUUGGGAAUUUUGGAUGUUAUGCAAAUAUUUGGACGUGCUGGUCGACCCCAGUUUGAUAAAUAUGGAGAAGGCAUCAUCAUCACAACUCAUGAAAAGCUGAGCCAUUACCUAACUCUGCUUACUCAGCAAAACCCCAUUGAAAGUCAGUUUCUGGGGAGCCUGGCAGACAAUCUGAAUGCUGAGGUUGCAUUGGGAACUGUAACAAAUGUAGAAGAGGCAGUAAAGUGGCUCAGCUAUACAUACCUGUAUGUGCGGAUGAGAGCCAACCCAUUAGUCUACGGUAUCAAUCACAAAGCAUACCAGAUGGAUCCUGGUCUGGAGAUGUACAGGCAAGAGCUUGUCCUGGAGGCAGGACGAAAGCUUGACAAAGCCAGAAUGAUCCGAUUUGAAGAGAGGACUGGGUACUUUUCUUCAACAGAUUUAGGCCGAACUGCUAGCCACUACUACAUUAAGUACAACACAAUGGAGACAUUCAAUGAACUGUUUGGCGCCCACAAAACAGAAGCCGACAUCUUCAAUAUAGUGUCCAAAGCAGAAGAAUUUGAGCAGGUCAAGGUGAGGGAUGAAGAAAUGGAAGAGCUAGAGCAGUUGCUAUACAACUACUGUGAGCUCCCUGCUGCCGGUGGGGUAGAAAAUGGCUAUGGAAAAAUCAACAUUCUGCUUCAAACAUACAUCGGACGUGGCGAGGUGGACAGCUUCUCCCUAAUCUCAGACCUCUCAUACGUUGCUCAGAAUGCAGCUCGCAUUGUCCGAGCUCUGUUUGAGAUUGCCCUGAGAAAGCGAUGGCCCGCCAUGACUUACCGCCUUCUGAACCUCUGCAAAGUUAUAGACAAACGACUGUGGGGAUGGGCUAAUCCACUGCGCCAGUUUCCAGUAUUACCAGGCUAUGUUCUCUCCAAACUGGAAGAAAGGAAACUUACGAUUGAUAAGUUAAAGGACAUGAGAAAAGAUGAAAUAGGUCACAUGCUGCAUCAUGUGAAUAUUGGGUUAAAGGUCAAGCAGUGCGUCCAUCAAAUUCCUUCCAUAACAAUGGAAGCCAGCAUACAGCCAAUCACACGGACGGUCCUUCGAGUUAGACUAACCAUCAACCCAGACUUCAAGUGGAAUGAUACGGCGCAUGGAUCAGUGGGGGAACCUUGGUGGAUCUGGGUUGAAGAUCCAGCUAAUGACCACAUUUACCAUUCUGAAUAUAUUCUACUUCAGAAAAAGCAGGUGGUCACCAAUGAACCUCAGCAUGUGGUGUUUACCAUUCCGAUUUUUGAGCCCUUGCCUUCCCAGUACUACAUCCGUGCUGUGUCAGACAGGUGGCUAGGGGCAGAAGCGGUGUGUGUAAUCAACUUCCAGCACCUCAUACUUCCAGAGAGACACCCACCCCACACAGAAUUACUGGAUCUGCAGCCGCUUCCUGUCACUGCCUUGGGAAACCGGGAAUACGAGAGUCUGUACAAAUACACGCAUUUCAACCCAGUCCAGACUCAGAUCUUCCACACCCUAUAUCACACUGACUCCAAUGUCCUCCUCGGAGCUCCCACAGGCUCUGGGAAAACUGUUGCUGCUGAGAUAGCCAUUUUCAGGGUCUUCAACAAGUACCCAAAUUCUACGGCUGUGUACAUUGCUCCUUUAAAAGCACUUGUCCGAGAAAGAAUAGAGGAUUGGAAAGUAAGGAUAGAAGAAAAGUUGGGCAAAAAGGUUGUGGAGUUGACCGGUGAUGUAACACCAGACAUGAGAGCCAUUGCAAAGGCGGACCUCAUCGUCACCACGCCAGAGAAAUGGGACGGAGUCAGUAGAAGCUGGCAGAACAGGAGCUAUGUCCAGAAAGUGGCCAUUCUCAUCAUAGACGAGAUCCAUUUACUAGGGGAGGAGCGAGGGCCUGUACUGGAGGUUAUUGUAUCUAGGACCAACUUUAUAUCCUCUCAUACAGCAAAUCCUGUUCGAGUUGUUGGUCUGUCAACCGCCCUCGCUAAUGCCAGGGACCUUGGUGACUGGCUAGGAAUUGGACAGAUGGGUUUGUUCAACUUCCGUCCCUCUGUGCGCCCAGUUCCCUUGGAGGUGCACAUUCAUGGAUUCCCAGGACAGCACUACUGCCCCCGCAUGGCAAGCAUGAACAAACCAGCAUUCCAAGCUAUUCGCAGCCAUUCCCCUGCCAAGCCGGUGCUGAUCUUUGUGUCAUCCAGACGUCAGACUCGACUUACUGCUCUUGACUUGAUGGCUUUUCUGGCCACGGAGGAUGACCCUAAACAGUGGCUGCACAUGGAGGAACGAGCGAUGACUGAUGUUAUCGCGACAGUAAGGGAAUCCAACUUAAAGCUGACUCUGGCCUUUGGGAUCGGGCUACACCAUGCUGGCCUGCACGAGAGGGACAGAAAGACUGUGGAAGAGCUUUUCGUUAACUGCAAAAUCCAGGUGCUGAUUGCCACAAGCACACUGGCUUGGGGAGUGAACUUUCCAGCUCACCUUGUGAUUGUAAAAGGGACCGAGUACUUUGAUGGAAAAACAAGACGUUACGUCGAUUAUCCUAUCACAGAUGUUCUACAGAUGAUGGGGAGAGCUGGCAGACCCCAAUUUGACGACCAAGGCAAAGCUGUGAUUCUUGUGCAAGACAUUAAAAAAGAUUUCUAUAAAAAAUUCCUCUAUGAACCAUUCCCUGUUGAGUCAAGUUUGCUGGGUGUGCUUUCAGACCAUUUGAACGCUGAGAUUGCUGCAGGAACAGUUGCAUCCAAGCAGGAUGCCAUGGAUUACAUAACCUGGACCUACUUCUUCCGACGCCUCGUUAUGAACCCCAGCUAUUACAAUUUGGAUGAUGUGAACCAUGACACCAUCAACAAGUAUCUGUCAAACUUGGUUGAGAAGUCUCUCAGAGACCUGGAGUGCUCUUACUGUAUACAACUAGGAGAGGACAACUGCACUAUCGAGCCUUUAACAUAUGGUCGCAUUGCCUCCUAUUAUUACCUGAAGCACCCAACUGUCCGGAUGCUUAAAGAGAGACUGAAAGCUGAUUGCACAGUGGAAGAGUCGCUCUCCAUUCUCACGGAUGCAGAAGAGUAUGCAGAGCUGCCAGUCAGACACAACGAGGACCAGAUGAACAGUGAACUGGCCCGUCGUCUUCCCAUUGAAGUGAACCCCCAUUCAUUUGACAGCGCUCACACCAAGACUCACCUGCUGCUUCAAGCCCACUUCAGUCGAGCUGCACUGCCUUGCCCUGACUAUGCAACCGAUACCAAGACUGUGCUGGAUAAUGCCAUUCGAAUAUGCCAGGCAAUGUUGGAUGUUGCAGCAAAUGAGGGCUGGCUGGUCGCAGCCCUGAGCAUCUGUAACCUUGUGCAGAUGGUCGUGCAGGGUAGGUGGCUGCAUGAGUCAUCACUGCUGCUACUGCCAAACAUCGAACAGCACCACCUUCACCUUUUCAGGAAAUGGAACCAAGGCAGAGGGAAAAGCCGCUGUGGGGGUUAUCAGGGCCCGGUUGAAUGUCUUCCUGAGCUGAUAUCUGCCUGUGAAGGAAGAGAGCGCACAUUCACUUCCAUUGUGGCUAAUGAAUUACAGCCUUCACUCAUUCUGCAGGCCUGGAAUUUCCUGUCCCAUCUACCAGUUAUAGAGGUUGGAAUGAGGCUCAAAGGCUGGUGGGAAGACAGUCAAGGGCAAAACGAGCGAAUUCUCCCCACUGCAGCAUCAGAUACCAGAAAUGAGAAAAACUGGGUAUCUGUGCAUGCUGAUCAGGAAUAUGUGCUUCAGAUAAACCUGCUGCGCAUCAACACGGGACAUCAAAAGAGAAAGCAGGACAGCAAAGCAGUCUCUCCCCGGUUCCCUAAGGCUAAGGAUGAAGGCUGGUUUGUAGUGCUUGGAGAAGUGGAUAAGAAGGAACUAUUGGCAUUGAAAAGAGUAGGAUACAUUAGGAACCGAAGCACAGUCUCUGUAGCUUUCUUUACACCGGAAAAGACUGGAAGAUACAUCUACACAGUGUACUUGAUGAGUGACAGUUACCUUGGUAUGGACCAACAAUAUGACAUUUACCUGAAUGUGAUACCCGCCAGCAUUGCCUCCCAAGUCAACACGGAGGUCUCCGAUGCCAUGAACGACCUGGCUUUGGAGUGACAGGACGUGUUCUAACCAGCUGCAGAACAGUAAUGUUGCAGCACAGACUGUGCUGCUGUGCUGGGCCGUGCAGACAUUGCUUGAUAUUUGCCUUAGCAGAUGCAACUUGUAACCUCAGACACAAAGGAAAUUGGAAGUGGCAGCAUGAUUGACCUCCAGUGCAGAGGGAGCAGUGCAGCCAUGAUGGCCUUACAUAGUGUUGCUUUUGAAUUAAUGCUACAAUCAGGCAAUUGUGAAACCUAUAUGAUAACCCUUUAAGCAAAGCACACACACACACACACACUUAGGAUAGAUCCAUCAUACACUUCAGUCAGAAAACCUGUUCUAGUAAGAACUGCCUGCUUUUAAUAGGUAAUUAGGAACCUUGGCUUCUGGUGAUAAUGAUUUGAUUAAAAAAGUUAUGUGUUUUUGAAAGAGGGCUAUUUAAUUUCAUUUCAGAUUUCACUGUGGAAAUAGGAAAACAUAAUUUGCUAUUAAGUUGCUAUUAUUUUUACUAUAGUCAUUAAAACCCUGACAGUGCAUACAUUUUGUUUUGAUUUUGGUUUGUUGAUUUCCCCCUAUCUCAACCCCUUUAAAUGCAUUACUGUUAAUUUAGUAAGAAGUAGUAAAUUCAAUAUUUAUGGAGAUACUGUAUCUUCUCCAGUCAUUCAAUGUUUACAUUAUAUAAUAAUGUUUAUAUGACCAUUUUCAUUUGAGUGUAUUAUUUUAAUACAUUGAGUUAAUAGUUUUUGUGUGUGUGUGUGUUUCAAAUAUAGCUGUAAUAGAAGAUAUUUUGAAAAAAAAUAAAGGUGUGUGCAACUGGG